Pygocentrus nattereri (red-bellied piranha) is the source of this 1815-nucleotide messenger RNA. RefSeq names its product NXPE family member 3-like. The record is from RefSeq and is a predicted model, not a curated record. The transcript is spliced from 6 exons. Lineage: Eukaryota; Metazoa; Chordata; Actinopteri; Characiformes; Serrasalmidae. The coding region runs from base 1 to 1635 and encodes 544 amino acids.
AUGAAAAUAGACAUAGAUGACUAUUUGCAAAAAGAGUUUGAUGUGGAAAAGAGUGUGCCUCAUGUAACGUUGUUGGUGUCCGAGGGCGUUGAGCAGAAGCAUAAACGGCUGUCUGUGUGUUCCAACAAUUCAACUGUCUCCCAGUCUGACUCAGCUCACAGCUCUACAAAUGACCCCACCUUUAUCUCACCUGAAGAACUCCAAACCAUAGAAAAAGCACUAAAGUGGCCAGCCCCUCCUACAUCCAUGAUUGCAGCCAAUCAGACAACAAGCCCCUACACAACCUCAUAUGAUUUGCAGAACCCACGCACAAGCUACAGUGUUGGGGACAUUAUCACAGUGGUCAUAACGGCAAGAGAUGGUUUAAAGAACUCAAAAACGUAUGGUGGAGAUUUCUUUCAAGCAAAGCUGUUUAACACAAAAUUGAAAGCAAGUGUAUAUGGGGAGGUGACUGAUCACCACAACGGCACUUAUACUGCUACCUUCAAGCUGCUCUGGGAAGGACAAGCCAAGGUCUCAAUACGGCUGAUACACUCCAGUGAAGCUGUACAGGUGCUGCUCAGACACAGAGAGCGAGAUCCAGACAAGGUGUUCUUUGUAGGUGUGUUCAGAGGGGUCGAUCACCAGGAAAAAGUGGUUUGUAAUGCUCAGAGGAGUGAGAGGUUGUUAAAGGCAUCUCAGUGCUGCUGUGAAUACAAACAUCCAAUUAGUGGGGAAUUAUGGUUUUGUCAUAGACCCAGCUAUCUGCCAUGCUCAGCCUGGGUGGACCAUGGCAUGGGAGGAUACCAAGCACAGCUGUCAAAACUGGACUCCACCCUGUUACACAGAAACUAUACCAAUAAAUAUCUACCUGGAGAUAUCACAGUGAGCGUUUCUCCUUGUGACCUGUGUUCAAGUAUGAGCGUGAAGUGUGUUCCAGGACUAGACACACCCUCACCAGCUGGGUUCUAUCUACAUGAUACCUGGACAUCACUGAUGUGCCAUGCCCAGUCUUUCCCCACAGCCAAUCAGAUUGCAAGUUGCUUGAAAGACAAGCAGGUUCUGAUGAUGGGAGAUUCCACACUAAGACAGUGGUUUGAGUAUCUGCUGAAAACUGUCCCAACACUCAAGAAACUAAAUCUUUACACCUCAGCCCAGUCUGGACCGCUUGAGGCUGUGGAUACAUGCAACAACAUUCGACUGGUGUGGAGAGCUCAUGGCCUUCCAAUACGGACAUUUAUGGUCCCCCGUGCUGAUUUACACUACAUCGCCUCUGAGGUGGAUGCCCUAGCUGGAGGCCAACACUCUGUUGUGGUCUUCACCAUCUGGGCUCACUUUACUACCUUUCCACUGUACACGUACCUAAAGAGGUUGGCUGGAAUCCGCAGAGCUAUCCAGGCUCUUCUCCAGAGGGCACCACAGACCCUUGUGCUGAUCAAGUCAGCCAACACGGGCUACAAGGACAUUUAUGGCAGCGAUUGGCUGUCAUGGCAGCUGGACUGUGCAUUGAGGGUGAUGUUUAGGGAGCUGCCGGUCGUGAUUAUUGACGUUUGGCAAAUGACGUCAUGUCACUACUCACCAGAUAACAUUCAUCCAUCUCAUGAAGUGAUAAAGAAUGAGGUAGAUCUAUUCCUCUCAUUUGUUUGUCCAAUAUGACAGACAGAUGUGGAGAGUGUACAGUGUAUUGUGACAAAGUAAUUGCCCCUGAUUUUCUUCAUUCUUGUGCUUUUGUCACAGUGAAUACUGUGUAAAAUGUAACAGUAGAUAAAAAGAACUUUUUAAACACAAAAAACAUUCUUUAAAUUAUUCUGUUUAUUUAAGGAGCAACAUGCAAAU